AUGUCUACCCAAGAGCGUGCGCCGCUUCUCGCCGACGACCAAGAACACGGUCAAGAGGCAAACUCUCGGGCAGCUUCAAUCCAGGUCCACCAAGUGCCAACGCGACGUCUGGCCCUCAUCCUAGGGAGUAUCUGGAUCGGUGUCGUCUUCACUGCAAUCGAUGCUACCGUCAUGGCUACACUGCUUCUCCCCAUGACGACCGACUUCAAUUCUUUGAAAACGCUGUCGUGGCUGGGCUCGUCGUUCCUGAUUGCCGCCACUGCUGGAAUCCCUCUCGCCGGGCGAUUGACCGACAUCUUUGGCAGACGGGCGGGAGCUGUGCUCUGCAAUCUGGUCUUCGCUUUGGGUACUCUUCUGUGCGGCCUGGCGCCGAAUGAAGCCACCCUUGUUCUUGGCCGUGUUCUUGCAGGUUUGGGCGCCGGUCCUUUGCGCACCAUAUCUUCCUUCGUGUCGUCGGAUCUUGUGCCUACAAAGAAGCGUGGCCUUGUGCAAGGCAUUAACCUCGUUUUUAUGGGCGCUGGCACUGCCUUUGGGGGCUUUUUCGGCGGCUGGAUGAAUCGACUCCUCGGCUGGCGAUGGGCUUUCCUCAUUCAAGUACCCUUUCUCUUGCUCGGCACCUUCCUCGUCUAUCUCUUCCUGGAUACGCCCAGGAAGCUUUCAGAUGUGCCGCCGCUUCGACGUAUCGACUGGCUCGGCUGCUCCACUCUUGUCUCGUCUUUGACACUUCUUCUCGUUGGUCUAAACGCUGGAGGCAAUCUUGUACCCUGGUUCCACCCGCUCCUCCUAGUCACCAUUCCGUUAUCCGUCGUAGCUCUCGUCGCAUUCGUUUGCAUCGAGUAUGCGUGGGCUGCUGAGCCCAUCCUACCACUGCACAUGUUCGCCAACCGCACAGUUUCCGCGUCAUGCCUGACGUAUUUCUUCGCGCACAUGGCGUCCUUUGGUAUCAUUUACUUCAUUCCUGUCUAUGCUCAGAUCAAAGGUCACACAUCCACUCAAGCAGGUCUACAAUUCAUACCCCAGGCAGCUGGUAAUGCGACUGGCGCUGUACUUGCGGGCAUAAUUAUUCGCCAGACAGGCAGAUAUCUCAUGCUCAACGCUGUGUCCCAGCUUUGCCUACUGCUCGCCGCUAUUCUGUUUUUCACACUACGCGACAGCACUCCAGCGUGGCAUCCAUUUGCUUAUCUUGCUCUUCAUGGGUUCGGUUUCGGUAUAAUGCUAGUCGUUGCCUUCAUUGCUUUGCUCAGUGCCAUCCCUCAUUCCGAGCAGGCGGUCGGAACCUCAGCAUUGAUCGCACUUGGCUCCGAAGGCUCAACUCUAGGCGUAUCCAUAUGCUCCACUGUCUUUCAAAACGUACUCCAGACGAACUUGUACAACCGACUCGGCGACUCAAAGGAGGCCACAGACAUCAUCAAGCGGGUCAGAGAUUCCUUCGGUGCGGUGCCCACUGUUGAUCCUGCAAUUCGACCCCUCGUUCAGGAAAGUUUCAUGGCAAGCGUACAAGCUGUCUUUGCUCUCACUUUAGGCCUGAAUCUACUCGCUUCAAUAUUGUCCUUUACCAUGAAGCAAAAUACAUUGCAUAACAGGAUCUCGCGAACGGAUGAAGCCAGUUGA
This is a messenger RNA of Periconia digitata, 1611 nucleotides long. The record is from the annotation of a GenBank genome assembly. Lineage: Eukaryota; Fungi; Ascomycota; Dothideomycetes; Pleosporales; Periconiaceae.